This is a messenger RNA of Volvox carteri f. nagariensis, 1079 nucleotides long. RefSeq lists its product as uncharacterized. The record is from RefSeq and is a predicted model, not a curated record. The coding region runs from base 100 to 1020 and encodes 306 amino acids. NCBI's taxonomy places the organism in Eukaryota, Viridiplantae, Chlorophyta, Chlorophyceae, Chlamydomonadales, Volvocaceae. The transcript has 8 exons.
CCGCCAGUGCGAACUCGCAAUUUCCCUGAAGUGCACUCCGAGUGCUCCACAUCAUACGAGCCCACAUACUGGUUGCCGAGGCGAGGAGGUUAUGUAAGGAUGCAUGCAAGGAAGCGCGGCUCGCUUCCUGAGCCUCCUCAGGAGGAGAAUUUUGAGCCUGAGGAGCUUACCGUAGGACCAGCGUCGCAAGAUCUGCAACGGCUUCUGGCCCGGCGCGGUCCCGUCCUUAGCAGCGAAAGCGGAGGCGGCAGCAGCGGGGACAUCGCCGCAGAGGCACCAGCCAUCCCCCGAGUUGAACUUGACCUGGACAUGUAUAGCAGGGUGUACGGCGAUGAGAACGCCACGUGGCGCGACCUGCCCAUGAACUUGCUGCCAAGGACAGAGGAGGAGGAACACCGGUUGCAAGCUGCGUUGCAAAUGGAGGCUUACUUUGCCCGCACAUGGAACCACGACGACAUGGAUGAUUGGGCAUUUUUUGAGGCGGAGAAGAUGCGUGGCAAGGCGCACAAUAUCUACGCCAACGUGCACCGGGUGGCGGCCAUGAUGCGAGUGUUAGAGAACGAGGACUUCAGGAUGGCGGAGAAACAGACGUACUUUUCUUCUUGGUCGCGCGCAGAGAUUCUGUUCGCGCAGAAGUACGACAAGUUCAACGAGGCUGUCAAGGAGAACAUGGACUCGCUUGUACGGCAACCUCUGGAGGAGGCAAGUCAAUCUGGCCUGGAGGGGGGGCUGCUAAGCAAUCACGUUCAUGAACUUCGUGACCGUUUGGAGGCCAUUGGCGAGGCCACGCUGCUGCCGCCCACGGAGGCUGAACAGGCAGAAUCUAAGUUUCCUUCGGAAGAGGAUGUGGCGCGAUACUGCGUGGACAAUCUCCUCGAGGGUGUGCUGCCGGGGGUCAGCCUUGCCAAUCCUACCGAGCGAUACGCGGAUGACAUCUACGCUGGCGAUGGCGAUUUGGCGGAUGAAUUAUUCAAUAUGAAAGAUGCAGACGACAGCGACGAUGAGGAGCAGGAUGUAUAGACGUGAUUAGUAUUCAGUAGAAAUUUCUUUCAUGAUCUGUAAAAUAUUGUCACUUUGAA